CGUGCGGGGUUGGCUGGAUGGUCUGGCCGUCCCCUCGCCGUCCAGAGCUUCACUCCCUUGGCUGGCGUGCGCGGCCUCUGACACAGCCUCGACGCCACGGCCGCGACAGACACACACGCGCUGGUCUUGGCUUGUGGCCAGUGUGACGUCACCUAUCCUCCUGUGACGUAAUUCACGGAGGUCAAGGCGACGCUUGCCACGUUGAUCAUCACUGGUUGACGUGGUAAGAUUCCUUUUUGUGAUUCAAAACCGCUACAAUGAAAUCCUUCGGAAAGAUGUUUAAGCGUAAGAAGGGCGAGGGAGAACCCGAGGAGGAACAGCAGCUGCAACAGCAACAAUCAGCUGAUAGUGACGUGGGCGGAGAAGCCACGCCCCGUGACCUAAGUGCCCUGGGACCUGCGGUGGGCGACGGGGUGGACCUGCCGCAUGCGGACCAGAGCGGCGACGAUGACAG
Messenger RNA from Penaeus monodon (black tiger shrimp), 454 nucleotides. RefSeq names its product ena/VASP-like protein. Lineage: Eukaryota; Metazoa; Arthropoda; Malacostraca; Decapoda; Penaeidae. The record is from RefSeq and is a predicted model, not a curated record.